This is a messenger RNA of Loxodonta africana (African savanna elephant), 574 nucleotides long. It is a transcript of the gene APELA, whose product is annotated as apelin receptor early endogenous ligand. Gene Ontology annotation, biological process: apelin receptor signaling pathway; heart development. Gene Ontology annotation, molecular function: apelin receptor binding. The transcript has 2 exons. NCBI's taxonomy places the organism in Eukaryota, Metazoa, Chordata, Mammalia, Proboscidea, Elephantidae. The coding region runs from base 413 to 574 and encodes 53 amino acids. The record is from RefSeq and is a predicted model, not a curated record.
ACAGAUGCAAAUGGUGAGAGGAGGAGGCCAUGCCAUGCCUUGUUUUACAUAUUUCUCCAUAUUCAGACUGGAUUUAAGCCAGUUUUUUUUCUUUGGAACUUUCAGAGUAGAUUUACACUGAAGUUACAGUGUAGUUUAAAUGGUCUAUCUCACCAAUAUUUGCUUACAGGAAUUAAGAGGAGUAAGAGGGGAGAGAAGAGUGGAGGAGGGUUUGAAGCUGAGGGAGGCUCUGGCCACAGCGCAGUGCACCAGUAACCUUGUCUGAUGUGAUCAUUAACCUUUCUGGAGAUGCAGCUGGCGGUUCUCUGAGUUUUGUCAUUAGAAUGUGAGGAGAGCCGCACAGCGAUUGCACAGGCUAUUUAAAGACUGAUUUACUUUGAGAGCUACUGCUCCACAUUACUGUGGCAGAAAAAUGAGAUGCCGACAAUUCUUUUUCAUAUUUUUCAUUUUAAUUAUGAGUCUUCUUAUCAAUGGACAAAGACCAGCUAAUUUUGUUAUGAGGAGGAAACUGCAUAGACAAAACUGCCUUCAGAGGAGAUGUAUGCCUCUUCACUCUCGAGUGCCCUUCCCCUGA